CGAUCCCUGCCCCGGGGCCACCGGGACCGGCGACUCGGAAGGGUCGGGGGCGAUCAGCCGGGACUCCGGGCUGGGGUGCUGAGUCUUGGCUGCCUUCGAGCCUCCCUGGGAAGGCUGGGGCAUUUGAGCGCCCUCCACACCCACCCGGGUGACUUUGGCGGCUGCACUCCCCUGGCCGCCGAGGACGGGGAUCGGUCCCUGGAGGCGAAGGCGCGCGGGUCUGGACCCCUGUCCGGAGACCGAGCUAGGUCGCGGGCCACCGCCGUGUUGGACCGGGUCGGCUGAGUUAGCUCUAACUGCUCAGACUCCCGGAUACGCUGCGCCCCCGCUGGAUACCCGCCCGCCCAAGAGCGCGCAGCUGGGGGCGCCGCGCCGGGUCCCUGCCCCGCGGGGACACUGGACUCGCCCCUCCUGACAGGGGCGCGGGGUUGGCGAGGACCGAGGACGAGGCGGCUCUCGCUCCCGCACACUUGCUCCUGCCGCGCGAAGUUCAGGUGGGAAGGCGCGCCCGGCACUUGUGCAAGUUCGGGGAGGAAGCUGGGGGGCUGGCGGGUCUCCUCCCGCCGCCGCGGUGCCCCAGCCCGGGGCCGCGGACUCCGGGUUUAAUCCUCCGACUGAACACCAGGAGUCUCCCUCCACGGCUGAUCGCCGGCUCUCGCCGCUGCCUCCAGCGGAGCCGCAGUGCGGCGCUGAGGCUUUCUCCCGGCGCCCGGGACCCCGACCGCGCUCGCGGGGGGUGUCGCCGCGGCCGCGCGAGGAGAGCCGAGUCCGCGGGCCAGGAGACCUCCACUUUGGAUUCCAGCAGACACCUUCCCUCGUUAGCCCCCUCCCCCGCCCCGGGGAGCUUUGUGCAGCGGAGGGCGGGCAGGCUCUGAAGCCCGGGACCUCGGGGUGAGGGGGCGGGGCCUGGCGACCCCCGGUCCCACCUCGACCCGCCCGCGGUAGGGGCGCCGGGAGGGGCGAAGGGGUGCGUGGCUGCUCCCAUUGGUUCUGCCCUGAGAUAAGGCCGACGCUCCCGGAGGCAGAGGAUCCGGCCCUUCCCCGGCGCCCGCACGGUAGUCCCGGGUGUCCCCGCACAGCGGGCGGCGGCCCCUCCGCAGCUCAGCGCGCGCCCUCGCCCGUCGCCGCGACCCGCAGAGCCCCGCGGCGCGUGGAGGCGGCCGCCUGCGCCUCGCACGGCUCCCCGCCCUGCAGCCGCCGCGGUCCAUCCAGAUAAGGACGCCGCUGCGGGCUCGCGUGCCGCCCGCGGGGACCUCCCACUCCCGGCGCCGCCGGACGCCGAGCGGGGCUCCCUGGGGAUUACGGCGGACGCGGUCGUGUGGCCGGACGGGCCGGGGGCUCGGGGCCCGUGGAGCCUUUUUUGCGGCCCAGCCCGGGCGUUUUGUUCGCGGAAGAAGCAGAAGAGACAGGGGAGAGGUUCUGGUGGCUUCCAGAGAGUGGCUUAACUGGAAUCCGAAGUGAUAGCAUCGGAAGCGAUAGUAGAGGUCAUGUAAUGUAUCCCAGCCUCCUAAUUUUACAAAUGAGAAACUAAAGUCUAGUGAGGUGAAGUGACUUGUCUAAAACGGUUUGGAAGAUGACACACAACGCAGCUGCCUUUGUCCCUGGUGGCAGACCAGCGUGUGAAAAAGCAUGACGCAAGUUUGAGGUUUGUGUCUGCGUCCUCAAGGUCAAGAAAUUAUCUCCUUGGAAGGCAACAAUACUAUGCAUGUUAUGAAUUGUGUCUCCUUGGUCAGUGAUAAAGAAAAUGGGACUAUCGCCACAGCAGCUGGAUUCAUGAUUGAGGAAACACCGCCCCCGCCUCCUCCUCCUCCUCCACCCCCUCCACCUCCACCAUGUCCAUAUUCAGAGGAAGUGUUUGCUCCCUCUCUUCCCCCUCCCCCACCACAUGCACUCCCCGGGGGGCCUCCGGUCCCUCCUCCCCCUCCAGAACUGCCCCCAGCAUCUCACUUGAACGGCUACAGCCACCUCGGUAAGAAAAAGCGGAUGAGAAGCUUCUUUUGGAAAACCAUUCCGGAGGAGCAAGUGCGAGGCAAAACCAACAUCUGGACCUUGGCAUCCAGGCAGCAGCAUCAAUACCAAAUAGACACGAAGACCAUCGAGGAGCUCUUCGGGCAGCAGGAAGAUGCCACCAAGCCUUCCCUUUCCAGGAGAGGAGGAUCUUUAAAUUCGUCCUUCAAGGAAGCGAGAGAGGAGAUAACUAUCUUGGAUGCAAAACGGAGCAUGAACAUUGGGAUAUUUCUUAAGCAAUUUAAGAAGUCUCCUCAGUCCAUUGUAGAAGAUAUUCAUCAAGGAAAGAGCGAGCAUUAUGGAGCAGAGACAUUGCGAGAAUUUCUUAAACUGUUGCCAGAGUCAGAGGAGAUAAAGAAAUUAAAAACAUUUAAUGGUGAUGUGUCCAAGCUGUCCCUGGCAGACUCCUUUCUGCACUGCUUAAUUCAGGUGCCAAACUAUUCGCUUCGGAUUGAAGCCAUGGUGCUAAAGAAGGAGUUUUUACCUUCUUGCUCUUCUCUGUACACGGAUAUAAGAAUUCUAAGAAUGGCUAUACAAGAGCUGAUGUCAUGUGAGGAGCUGCAUUCCAUAUUACACUUGGUGCUACAGGCAGGAAAUAUCAUGAAUGCAGGAGGGUAUGCCGGCAAUGCAGUAGGAUUUAAGCUGUCGUCUUUGCUCAAAUUGGCAGACACCAAAGCAAACAAACCUGGGAUGAACCUUCUGCACUUUGUUGCACAGGAAGCCCAAAAGAACGAUGCCAUUCUUCUAAACUUUUCUGAAAAAUUACAUCAUGUUCAGGAGGCUGCUAGGUUGUCUCUGGAUAACACGGAGGCAGAGCUGCACUCGCUGUCUGUCAGGACGCGGUCGCUGAAGGAAAACAUCCGGCGGGAUGAUGAGCUCCGUCAGCAGAUGGAAGAGUUCCUUCAGUUUGCUGUAGAAAAGCUGACCGAACUAGAACACUGGAAACGGGAGCUCCAGGACGAGGCCCACACCCUCAUAGAUUUUUUCUGCGAAGACAAAGAAACCAUGAAACUGGAUGAGUGCCUUCAGAUAUUUCGAGACUUUUGCACCAAAUUCAGCAAAGCGGUUAAGGACAACCACAACCGGGAGGUACAGGAGCUGAGGCAGCUGCGGCGGCUGCAGGAGCUGGAGCAGAAGCGGCAUUCCUGGGCGACCGGGGAGCUGGUGGGAUUCGGCCGGAGCAGCAGUGAGAAUGACGUGGAGCAGCUGGGCAAGAAGGGUGCGGAGGACCUGCCCCCCUUCCUGCGCCGCAGGCCCAUCAGCCCCUCCUGCCGACGCCCCAACACCCGCCGCUCCCGCCUCUCCCUGGGCGCCUCCGCUGACCGGGAGCUGCUGACCUUCCUGGAGAACUCCGUGGGCAGCCCUGAGGAGGCCAACAAGUUCAACAGCUUGCCCCGGAGCAGCCCUCGGCAGGCCCGGCCCGCGUCGGCCUGGAGGGAGUCUGGGGAGCUGAGGGACCAGGGCUCUGGCCGCACACACAGACCUCAGGCCUCUGCAGGCCAGGAGGGAGCCCCCGACCCACCCUCGGCUUCCUGUGGCCAGCUCCUCGCGCCCCAGAUGGAAGACUCUGCUCCAGUUUUGCUCCGAACUCGGCGUAGCGGGCUCAGCAUGCUCCAGAAGAGGAACAGCGAGCCUGUGGGCCUGGCAUCUCCCUGGUCCCCUCCACUCUCGCCACUGGCUCUGGGAAUUAAGGAGCACGAGCUGGUGACCGGGCUGGCCCAGUUCGACGUCCAGGGUCCCAAGGACCCAGAGGAGACGCCCCAGUGGAGCCUGACCAAUGUCAGUCCAGGGGAGCUGGCGUCUCCGGGGAAUGGGAGCCUGCAACCCCUCGGAGCUGACACUGGUGCUGGCAUUGAUGCUGGCAUUGAUGCUGGCAACGGUAGCCUGAUGCCUGUGGGUACAGGUGCCCAGGAGAGUCUCAGCGCCCAGGAGAGUCUCAGUGCCCAGGAGAGUCUCAGUGCCCAGGAGAGUCUCAGCGCCGCCCUGCAGGGUGACGGCGUGGCCCCUGACGAGCCCAGCAUCAACCCUGAGAACAAAGACGCUGGGCCUCUGUUCUACUUCUCGGAUACCACUGACUGCUCGCUGACCUUGGACUGCUCAGAGGAAACCAAUGCCAGGUCUGGGGGUGGGGAGCUGGGGGAGGCCGGCCAAGGGGAUGGCUCUGUGUCCUCUGGGGCAGGGGAGGCGGAUGGCAGCCAGGUGUCCUCCAACCCUCUCUCCAGCCCCCCUGGGGAGACCCCUGCUCCUGCUUCUGCAAAGACUGGGCCCAGCUGCAGGGGUGGCCUUUCCAGAGACAGGUCCUCCAAAGGGAAGGAAGUGACCACACCAAAGAGAAACUCCCUCAAGGAGGCGUCCCAGGGAGCCCCCAAGCCUGGGGCUCCCCCGCGAGGCCAGGGGACGGCGCCCAAGCCCGUGCGGACCUUGACCUCCUCGGAGAGCGAGAGCAUGCGCAAGGUCGUGCCCAUCUCGAGGGCCAGCAGGGGCUCCUCCGGCUGGAAGCAGCCGCCUCGGGAGCCGCCCAGCGGCACCCAGGAGCCGUGGUCACGCCGGAACUCUGUGAAGGACACCUCGGACACGUCACCCAAGAGGUCCUCGAAGGGGCCCGGGGUGGUCGCCGAGGUGACCGAGGAGCAGGAGCAGAGGCCGCUGCGAGGGAGGGUCGGCUCCUGCGGCACCCGGCCGGGCAAGGAGCCCGCCCUGCAGCCCAGGGGCUCCCUCAAGAAGCCCAGCGCCAAGCCCCUCCGGAACGUCCCCAGACAGAAACCCGAGGAAAAUAAGAUCUGCCGCUCCAAUUCCCAGGACCCCCAGAGCCCGGGAGAAGAGCCCAAGCCGCCUCCACCAACCCCCAGCGUCCCCCGUGUCCCGUCCCAGGUCCCAGGCUUUGCCCGAAACACAGUAGCCUCCUCAUCUCGGUUCAUGAAAACAGAUUCUCUCCCGGUGACCAAGGCCCCUGGCCUCACGCGGACCGUCUCCCACCGGCAGCUGAGGAUGAAGGGUGGCUCUGAGGAUGCGGUCCCCAAGGACAGCGGCACCCUGCGGCGGGCCAACAGCUCCCGGGCCCCCAAAAAGUGUCCUGAGCCAGCAGAGGGGCCCGGUGCCAACACGGAGGCCUCUCUGAAGGGCAGGGGGACGGGGGAAAGGACCUCCUUCAGGCAGAAAGACUCCGGCCGGACCACACUGGGGAAAAUCCUCCACCCCUUAUGGAAGUGACGGGUGCCUGUCCCCCCUCACCUCCUGGCACGUCAUGCGGACUGACUGCUGUGAAAGGCCAACGCCGAGUGACUCUUCUACAUCAAGGGAAUCGCCGGUGCCACCUGCUAGUGCUCCUGUCGCUGAAGGUACCCUCUGGGAGGCCUGUGGGCUGCCACCUGCAGCGCCGACUCCUGCCGUCGAGUUCCCAUGCACCCCCGUCCUGGACCAGCACCUCCCGCACACACCCCCAAAGUGUGCACAGGCACCUCUACGCCAAAAACAGACUCGGGCGUGUGAGAUGGCAUUCGUACGCAACAAGUAAACAAGGAAUUCUGGCCAGUUUUUAGAAAUCAGAGGCUUAUUUUUCAAUAUAAAAAUUCAGUGUUUUAGUUGGUUCCUUUUGCAGAGUGAAUGGGAAAAAAAGACAGAAGAAAAACUGCUUUGUAUGAAGAUGUUUUCAUCUUCCUGUGUCCUUGGUCUCGGGGUUCCACCUGCCUGCACACCGACCAUUGCUGGCAGCUCGGCUUCGCCAUGAGCCCUGGGCGUCCUGUGGUUGCACCGAGUCCGUGAGACUCUUCCUGGCUCACCUCUCCCUGCCUGACUUGGGAUGAGGGUUUGCGUGUGAGCAGGAGGGAAAGUGAGCCUGGUGGGUGGAGACCGGUGCUCCUGUGGCUCCGUGUGGGCACCGUGGGCAGCGGGACGUGCGUUUUGGGGGCCUGUGGCUGCCGGGAGCGCUUCCCUGCGGACGGGUGGCAGGCAGCCCCUGGGAGAAUGCUGCAUCUUUCAGGGUGUAGAAGUGCCAUAUUUUCAUGGAACGUCAUGGGGCUGCUCAGCAGAUCACACCUCUCCCAUCCCACGUCUUCGCAUUUGUGUUUCUGUUGUACGACUGAGUAACGGCUGCUACGACUUGUGUUCGCUCUGGUUACAGGGGAGGAAAAACCUUUCUGUCUCCCAGUCUUUCUUCUCCGUCUUCUCUUUGCUCCCAGCCUCCUUUGCUCAUGUGACCUGAAACCUGGCGUGUCUCUCUCUCUCUCUCUCUCUCUCUCUCUCUCUCUCUCUCUCUCUCUCUCUCUUUCUCCCUCCCUUCCUCCCACCCCCUCUCUCUCCCCCUCUCCAUUCCUCCUUCUCUCUCUCUCUCUCUCUCUCUCUCUCUCUCUCUCUCUCUCCUCUCUCUCUCAACAGUAAUACUUACAAAUGUUGACGUCUAUUCUUUGGUAUAGUGGUUUUGAAAUCCUGAGAAAAACCAAAUCAAGUUUUUAAAAUCAGACUAAAAAGAAAAUAACUGUUAGAAGAAUUUGUAUCAUCAGGGACAAUUUGGAAUAAAGGCCUUCGUGCAGAGGAAAGGUGUGGGUGGGGGGACACUUUUUUCUACCCGGUUCCCACUUCACUAGUUCCCUCUGAGACUACUUGGGAAAUAGGGGAAUUCUUGAAACUUUUUUAUUUUUUAAAAAUUGCACCCCCCCCCCCAUUUUUGGUCACUUAUUAGUGAAACCUCAUUUCAGAUCCAACAGUGGUAGACGGAUUUAGGCAGAUAAGAUGUGUUACAAUCUCCCUCCCGUACAGUUUUGCCUCCCAACCAAAUUAAUUGGAAACUUGACUUCGAUGAGUCCGCUAAGUUGAAGGGGUAAACUUUAUGGUAGAAGAAGUUAGGCACCUGACCACAAAACCUCUUACGGAAAUAGCCCUGAGUAGGUAUUUCCGGGGCUCCGCAGAGAUGGUUAAUGGGAAUCCUGAAUUGUUUCUCACCAUCUCAAAAAGCCGGAGAAAUCAUUUAUUUAACCAUGCAGACCACAGCGGUCAAAACAUAGGGCCCAUGGGUGGAUGGGACAUGGAUGAAAGAGGUCAAAAAUUUGUGGAUUUGUGGAUAGAGAGGGGGUCAGGACUCCUGGUGAGACUCUAGGGACCAGGGAUCGAGUCCCUCCCUGUUCCAUCGCUGAUACUAGUACCUUGGGCAAGCCACUCCCUGUCCCUAAGCCUCUGCUUCCCAGUCUGCAGCAGUGGGGGCAUGGCCUCCAUGAUGGUCUCCAGGGGUCCUUCUAGCUACAGCAGUCGGAGUCAUAAACACCCAGGGACCAGCUCUGCCCUGGGAUCAGCUUCUUAGAACCAACCCCCCGCAUCUCUUCAGCAGAGGCCUCCUGCAAAGGCCUGCUCAAAACACCUCCAGAAUGAGUCGUCGCUUUGAAACCCACUCAGCCACUUUCCUGAGAAGUGGUGUUUUAAUUUACUUAGCCCUGUGGACAACUUCUGUGUUUGCAUCUGUACGAGCAGGUGAUCAUUCUAUUACCUUUUAUCGGUAGUAAGCUUGGACAAAAUAAUUUAAGUAUAUAAUGGAGAAGUGUAAAUAAGUUUCUAUAUGAAAUUGUUUAAGAUGAACAAUUAAGAUGUAUUUAAAGGUCCAUUUAUAUGUUCUUUUACGUAACACGUACUUAAAUAAAGUUCCUGUUUAUGGGA
This is a messenger RNA of Myotis myotis, 7650 nucleotides long. It is a transcript of the gene FHDC1, whose product is annotated as FH2 domain containing 1. Gene Ontology annotation, biological process: actin filament polymerization. Lineage: Eukaryota; Metazoa; Chordata; Mammalia; Chiroptera; Vespertilionidae. The record is from RefSeq and is a predicted model, not a curated record. Bases 1702 to 5217 code for a protein of 1171 amino acids. Gene Ontology annotation, molecular function: actin binding; microtubule binding. Gene Ontology annotation, cellular component: actin filament; cytoplasm. The transcript is spliced from 13 exons.